This is a messenger RNA of Leptomonas pyrrhocoris, 975 nucleotides long. RefSeq lists its product as hypothetical. NCBI's taxonomy places the organism in Eukaryota, Euglenozoa, Kinetoplastea, Trypanosomatida, Trypanosomatidae. The record is from RefSeq and is a predicted model, not a curated record. The transcript has a single exon. The coding region runs from base 88 to 975 and encodes 295 amino acids. Gene Ontology annotation, biological process: formation of translation preinitiation complex; translation reinitiation. Gene Ontology annotation, molecular function: mRNA binding; translation initiation factor activity.
GUUCAACACACACAUCCACACACUCACCCUCCUCUCUCACGCACACGCACCUAUAUAUACAUAGCUGAGAGGCGUAUAUCAAGAGACAUGGGCCGCAACAAGAACAGAUCGAAGGCGGCCGCCCACGCCGCGUCGGAGAGCGACGAGGAACUCGAAGAAACGCACAAGGCGGCCGCCGCUGCGACGACACCGCGUGAGGACGGCGGCGGCGCAAAGGAGGCGACAGCACCGGCGACUGCCGGACAACACAGUGGGCACAACUCGGAUCAUGCAGACAGUGACAGCGAUGGCGACGGCACUGCGAAGGCGAAGAAGAAGGAGUACAAGGGUAACCGCCUCAAGAAGCAGGAGAAAAAGAUCAAAACCAAAGGAAAAGGUGCUGCUGCGGCUGCGUCAGCCGCGGAAGAGACGCGUGGAGAAGGCGCAGGAGACAAGGAGGAGGCCGAGGGCGCGCUGGCAGACGGUCGCGUGCCCCCGAUCGAGGUGCUCUACUGCCCGAACUGCAGCUUCCCCGCCGAGUACUGCGAGUUUGGCGGAAUGAUGGAGAAGUGCCGGCCGUGGCUGCUCGAGCACGCCGCCGAGCUCGCGGAUGCCGAAGACCGCGGUCGCAAGCGACGUAUCUUGACCGAGAAGGACCGCCUCGAGGCUCUGUUAGAGGGUCGCGGUAUUAAGAAGGCGCUGGAGCGCGUUGUCGUGAUUGAUGUCGGGAAGCGCUCCGGCAAGCACAUGAACACCGCCGUCUUCGGCAUGGACCUGUUCGGCUUCAACUUGAAGGAUUUGUCGCGGGAUUGGCGCAAGCGCUUCUCGUGCGGCGGUGGUGUGCGUUCGGCGGAGGAGGGCAUGCAUCAGGACUGCAUUGACAUCCAAGGCAACGUGCAGGACGAGGUUGCGGAGAUGCUUGUGUCGAAGUACUCGAUUCCCAAGACGGCGGUGUUUAUCAUGGAAGGGAAGAAGAAGGUGCCGUAUCCGUAUUAA